CAAACGAAGGGCGGCAACCCCACCAACUCACCUCUCCACUGACAAAUCCAUCCAAGUAUAAAAGAGUAGCUGUGCUGCCGCAACACCUUGAUCUUUGUGACGAUCACCAACCAGCUUUGUCAGACUACCUUACAAACAAGAUGAGCUCCGGACAGAUUGUGCUCUUUGACAUUCCCAGCAAGACAGGGAAACCGUGGUCGCUAAAUCCAUGGAAGACACGGCUGCUCUUGAACUACAAGGGCUUGGACUAUAAAACCGAAUGGGUUGAAUAUCCCAACAUCAAGCCUCGCCUCGAGCCGCACGUCCCCCCCAACGGCCCGCAAUCAAUGGCGCCCUACACCAUCCCCACCAUCAUGCUCCCUUCCGGACAGUACGUGAUGGACAGCCUGGAAAUCGCCAAAGUCCUCGAAAAGGAAUACCCCUCACCUUCCGCCCAUGUCGACUCGCCCUACUACGACCGGCUGCUGGAGCAAACCAAGGCGGCCAUGGCCGCGUUGCCAUCCGUCUACGUCACCAACGUCUACGACCGUGUGCUGGGCGAGGCGAGCCGGCCCUACUUCCACGAGACACGGACAAAGUAUCUUGGUAUGCCGAUCGAGGAGUACCUGGCGAAACAUCCGGUUGAGGAAUCGUUUCAAGCGGCGGAGCAGUAUUUGAGGAAUGUGACGGCGCUGCUAAAGGAGAAUGGGCAGGGGCCGUUUUUGAUGGGGAGGGAGGUGUGCUAUGCGGAUUUUGUGUGGGGUGGGUUUUUGCUGUUUUUCAAGGUUAUGGGGGAGGAUGUGUGGGAGAGGUUUUUGAAGGCGACGGGGGAUGCGAAGGUGCAUUUGGAUUUUCUGGAGGCGCUGGAGCCGUGGACUAAGAAGGUUGAUUAGAGAGGGUGUUGAGCUUGAGAUUUUUGUCUCAGUUGAGGAGAGGGGGGAGUUGAGAAGGAAUGGGGUGAGGGGGGUUACUCGGCCGCGGGGAUGAAAGCGUGAGGACUAUGAUACUACGAACUAGCUAGUAGUAUGCCAG
Canariomyces notabilis is the source of this 1011-nucleotide messenger RNA. RefSeq names its product putative glutathione S-transferase. The coding region runs from base 141 to 872 and encodes 243 amino acids. The record is from RefSeq and is a predicted model, not a curated record. NCBI's taxonomy places the organism in Eukaryota, Fungi, Ascomycota, Sordariomycetes, Sordariales, Chaetomiaceae. The transcript is spliced from 4 exons.